Molecule: messenger RNA, 2999 nt
Organism: Phyllostomus discolor (pale spear-nosed bat)
Lineage: Eukaryota; Metazoa; Chordata; Mammalia; Chiroptera; Phyllostomidae
Gene: KCNV2
Product: potassium voltage-gated channel modifier subfamily V member 2
Exons: 2
Coding region: 354-2003 (549 amino acids)
Biological process (GO): potassium ion transmembrane transport; protein homooligomerization
Cellular component (GO): voltage-gated potassium channel complex; membrane
Molecular function (GO): voltage-gated potassium channel activity
Source: RefSeq, a predicted model, not a curated record
UUGCUACAGAUUUAAGACCACAUAAUCAUCCUCUACGUCACUGAGUGAAGGGAGAAGAGGGGGAAAGAGGCUAAGAGGUUCUAAAUCCCUUCUAACACUUGCUUCUUCCUUCUCAGCAAGAUUAGAGCUGUCAACAGCUGUCUGCAUUUCUGUUCAGACCCAGCAUCCUGGGCUGGGCUGGGCUGGGCUGCCCAGAGCCUGAAGCCAGGCCAUUCUGAGGGUCUGGGACCCUCGGUCUGCAAUCCUCUGUAAGACAAUGCAGAGCACAUGAUCCAUCCUCCUAGCUGCAGUGAGCAGGCCAGGGGCCCUACAUUAGCCAGGAGGGAAAAGCAAGGGGUCCGCUUCCCACAGCCAUGCUGAAACACAGCGAACGGAGGAGGUCUUGGAGCUACAAGCCAUGGAAUAUGCCCGAGUGUGAUGAGGCACCCAAUUCAGGGAACAGCCAACACCGCAGGAGCAUCUGCUCCUUGGGGGCCCAGUCAGUCUCCCAGGCCAGCAUCCCACCAUGGACAGAGGGCAACUAUAACUACUACUUGGAGGAGGAUGAGGAUGGGGAGGAGGAGGAGCAGUGGAAAGACAAUCUGGCGGAGGAGGACCAGCAGCCAGAGGAGGCCACCACCACCCAGACAGAAGUCCUUACAGACAGCUCAACGCUGAACGUGAACGUGGGUGGGCAGAGCUACCGCCUGCACUACACCGAGCUGGCCUGCCACCCCAAGACGCGCCUGGGCCGCCUGGCUACCUCCACCAGCCGCAGCCUCCAGCUGGGCCUCUGCGACGACUACGAGGAGAAGACAAACGAAUACUUCUUCGACCGUGACCCGGCCAUCUUCCAGCUUAUCUACAACUUCUACAUGUCUGGGGUGCUGCUGGUCCGUGAUGAGCUGUGCCCGCGCAGCUUCCUGGAGGAGCUGGGCUACUGGGGUGUGCGGCUCAAGUACACACCCCGCUGCUGCCGCAUCUGCUUCGAGGAGCGGCGUGAUGAGCUGAGUGAGCAGCUUAAGAUCCAGCGUGAAUUGCGUGCCCAGGCGCAGGCUGAAGAGGCAGAGGAGCUCUUCCGAGACAUGCGCUUCUAUGGGCCGCAGAGACAACGCCUCUGGAACCUUAUGGAGAAGCCUUUCUCGUCGGUGGCUGCCAAGGCCAUCGGGGUGGCCUCCAGCCUCUUUGUGCUCAUCUCCAUCGUGGCACUGGCACUCAACACGGUGGAGGAGAUGCACCAACAGGCAGAGCAGGGCGGCCGGUGGCCCAUCCUGGAGCAUGUGGAGAUGCUGUGCAUUGCCUUCUUCACACUGGAGUUCCUGCUGCGCUUGGCCUCCACACCCGACCUGCGGCGCUUUGCGCGCAGCGCCCUCAACCUAGUGGACCUGGUAGCCAUCCUGCCGCUCUACCUACAGCUGCUACUGGAGUGCUUCACGAAUGAGGACGAGCAACGUGGCAAGGGCUCCUCCAGGGAGCAUGACCUUGAGACUGUGGGCAGGGUGGGCCAGGUGCUGCGCAUCAUGCGCCUAAUGCGCAUCUUCCGCAUCCUUAAGCUGGCACGACACUCCACUGGGCUGCGUGCCUUCGGCUUCACACUGCGCCAGUGCUACCAGCAGGUGGGUUGCCUGCUACUCUUUAUCACCAUGGGCAUCUUUGCCUUCUCAGCUGCCGUCCACUCCGUGGAGCAUGAUAUGCCUGGCACCAACUUCACCAGCAUCCCCCAUGCCUGGUGGUGGGCCGCGGUGAGCAUCUCCACCGUGGGCUAUGGAGACAUGUACCCAGAGACUCACCUGGGCAGGCUUUUUGCCUUCCUCUGCAUUGCUUUUGGGAUCAUCCUCAACGGGAUGCCAAUCUCCAUCCUCUACAACAAAUUCUCCGAUUAUUACAGCAAGCUCAAGGCUUAUGAGUACACUGCCAUACGAAGGGAAAGGGGAAAGGUGAACUUCAUGCAGCGAGCCAGAAAGAAGGUGGCUGAGUGUUUGGCUAAAAGCAACUCACAGCCCACUGUAAGGCAAGAGAAUUAAUAUUCCAUAGGAUGGGUGGCUGGUAGUUUCCCGUGACCUGACAGGCUUCCUUCUUCCUUUCUUUGUUGGUCAUCAGGAUUGCCAGGGAAAGGACACGUGAGGCAGACAUACACAAAGGGUACUCAGUGCACAGAGUUCUCCCUCAUCGAUGUUCAUUUUAACCCAAACUCAGACUGCCAUACACUGUGCUGUGGGGGACUCUGACCUUCCUGGAGACAUUGAUAUUGAAAGCUCCUUGAGAGGAACAGCAUCUUAGAUUUCUCUUGUUGUGUCUCAUGGCUUCUCAAGAAAUAUUUUUAGACCUGAGUAGACUAGAGAAGGAUUUUCUUGCAUUAAAGAAAAGAAACUCUUAAUUUCCCAGAGAGGGAGUGUUGCGGCAGGAGCUGUAUGAGCUUCGUCAUCGGACCCACCUCAGUCAGAAGCCCAGACCUACCUGCUAUAGGGUUUGGGACAAGUUACUUUAACUGGCUGAACCUCAGUUUCUUCAACUGCAAAAUGUAGGUAACAAGUACUGCCUGUAAUAUGAGCAUGGGAAAUGAAGAUAACAUUUAUAAAUGCUCAAUAAAUGGAAGCUGUUAACACUGCUUGAGUGGGUACUGUCUAGUCAGUUCUCUAUCUAGAUAAAUGGUUCUCAGUCCAGGGAGAUUUGGUUGUUGUCCACCCUCCAAGCCCCUGGAAAUUUGUCACCUUCUAGAGAUACUUUUGAUGGUCAGUGUUGUGAGGGAGGAUGAGGGGGCUCUAGCAUCUAGUAGGUGGAGGCCUGGGAUGUUGCUAAAUGUGCACAGGAGAGCCCCAUAGCAAGGAAUUACAUGGCCCAAAUACCAAUAGAGCCGCUGAGAAGCCCUGGUCUAGACUUAACAUGAGAGCCCCAGACUUGACCUGUGAAACAUGUCAAGUGUGGAAGAUAUCACCUCCCUUGAUAGGAGCCCCCACAUAUCCUCACCUCUCCAGGCUUCCUCUUCCUUCCCUUUCCUCAAAAAAAACCCCCAAAACAAA